Messenger RNA from Pseudophryne corroboree (corroboree frog), 6951 nucleotides. It is a transcript of the gene COL9A2, whose product is annotated as collagen type IX alpha 2 chain. The record is from RefSeq and is a predicted model, not a curated record. Bases 161 to 2221 code for a protein of 686 amino acids. Gene Ontology annotation, molecular function: extracellular matrix structural constituent conferring tensile strength. The transcript is spliced from 32 exons. NCBI's taxonomy places the organism in Eukaryota, Metazoa, Chordata, Amphibia, Anura, Myobatrachidae. Gene Ontology annotation, biological process: extracellular matrix organization.
CUGAGUGAGUCUGGGGCUGCAUCCCACAUCCUCCUGUAUUUGGGGUCUGGCAACACAGGGCUAGCUGGAGCUCAUACCUAGCUAGUAGGAUUUUUAUUAAAGCCUGUGUGGCUUUCCCCUCCCCUCCCUGCAGAUCCUCUGGCAACAAGAACCUAGCACCAUGGUCAGUGUAUGGGGAAGCCUGCGGCUCUCUGUGAUUCUUCAUCUCAUCUGCUUUUCCCUGGCACAGUUUACGGGUCCUCCAGGUCCACCAGGGCCUCCUGGUCCACCAGGCCUACCAGGGAUCCCAGGAUCAGAUGGCAUUGAUGGUGACAAAGGGCCUCCAGGAAUUCAACCUGCGGGCGCAAAAGGGGACCCAGGCCUUCCCGGGCCAGAUGGCCGCCCUGGAGAAUCUGGAAUUGAUGGAUUAAUAGGAGCCAAAGGAGACCCUGGACCAGCAGGUCGCCCAGGCUCAAAAGGUCAGCCUGGACUACCAGGGCCACCAGGAAAGCCUGGACCUGGCGUUGCUGGUCUUCCUGGUAACACAGGCCCAGUUGGGCUUCCCGGUGAAAUUGGAGCCACAGGACCAAAGGGCAUAAAGGGGCCUCUUGGGCCUUCUGGACCCCCUGGACCCCCUGGGAAACCUGGUCCUACAGCGAACAUCCAAGGCUUGGAAGGCAGUGCUGAUUUCUUGUGUCCAACAAACUGCCCAGCAGGUCCAAAGGGCCCUCAAGGACUACAAGGGGUGAAGGGGCACAAAGGGCGUCCAGGUCCUCUUGGUGAGCCAGGACAACAGGGGAAAUCUGGCCCAAAUGGAGAUGUUGGGAUUUCUGGAGAACAAGGAAUUCCAGGACCCCCGGGACCAAUAGGUAUCCGCGGUUAUACAGGAAUUGGUGGACCCAAAGGAGAAACAGGACCCACCGGAUAUAAAGGGAUGAUCGGAUCGGUUGGAGCAGCAGGAAAGCCUGGUGAGGAGGGACCGAAAGGGCCUCCAGGGGAACCGGGUGAGAAAGGAGACAAGGGGGCACGUGGCAUUACAGGGCAAAUUGGAGCAAUGGGUCCAAAGGGCAACAAUGGUCUCCCCGGUAUUGAUGGCAAGGAUGGUACCCCGGGUAUUCCUGGUAUAAAGGGCAGCCCUGGCCAAAAUGGUAUUCCUGGUGCUCCUGGUCAUCAAGGGUUAUCUGGCUUACCUGGUCAACCUGGUGCUAAAGGAGGAAGUGGACAAAAAGGUGAGCCAGGCUCUCGCGGAGAAUCAGGAUUCUCAGGAGCUCCUGGAAAGCAGGGAGAAAGGGGUCCGCCUGGAGAAGCUGGUCCCAGAGGCCUUGUAGGUGUCAAAGGGGACAGUGGAGAAAGAGGACCAGUUGGACCAAUUGGGGUGGUGGGAAAAGUGGGGGCUAAGGGAGAACAAGGACCUCCUGGCAUACCAGGACCACAGGGUAUUUCUGGAAUAAAAGGAGACAAGGGUUUCCCAGGAAAGGUCGGGUCAAAGGGUGAAUUGGGUGAUCCAGGAGUUGAAGGAUUGGCUGGGGAGAAAGGAGAAAAGGGGGAUUCUGGUGAACCAGGUACUAAAGGACAGCAAGGUGUAUAUGGAGAAUUGGGCUACACAGGUCCCACUGGAGAUCCUGGCCAGCCCGGAAUUCAAGGAUUAGCAGGACCACCAGGCCCACGUGGACUUAAUGGAGAGAGGGGAGUCCCUGGAAUGCCCGGACGACCAGGAGUUGCAGGAAGAGAUGCUGGGGAUCAACACAUAAUUGACGUUGUUUUGAAAAUGCUGCAAGAGAAACUGGCAGAUGUGGCUGUCAGUGCUAAGAGAGCAGCCCUAGGUGGAGCUGGCGUUAUGGGACCACCCGGACCGCCUGGACCACCAGGACCACCUGGAGAACAGGGUCCCCAUGGACACAUAGGGCCACGUGGUAUCCCUGGCAUAGUGGGGGUCAUGGGCCAAAUCGGAAAUACAGGACCCAAAGGAAAACGAGGAGAAAAGGGAGACCAAGGGGAACAAGGUCGUGGUCAUCAGGGUCUGCCUGGCCCAGCUGGAAUUCCAGGUCUUCCUGGCAUCCCUGGUCAGGCCAUCAAUGGAAAGGACGGAGAAAGAGGUCCGGAGGGUGCAGCAGGAAUAGCUGGACGACCUGGGUUGCCUGGGCCCGCAGGGCUCCCAGGAUUUUGUGAGGCAGCAGCAUGUUUGGCAGCAUCUGCAUAUGCUCCAGCCUCUCUGACUGAACCUGGUGCUGUCAAGGGUUAAAUAUUCCACUGUUCCUUUUGAAUACUCCCCAGGACACGUGACAAACUGAAAAAUACAAAGUAACAUGAAAAGGAACCCAUUCUCUGCUACUUGGGCCCACACCCCAAAUACAUCAUUCCCAUUCCAAGGGUCCAUCCAGCAGCGAGGAGGUUAUUGGAAUUGGCAUGGCCAAAGGAGGAACAAGGGAAAGAAGUUCGGAAAUAAUGUGUCAACCAGCCUACAGUGCACAGUCAACCACUUUCCUCCUAAACUCUGACCUCAACAUUGUCCUUUCUAUUCCAUAUAUUUUGUAUAAUUGGAAUCUUGCUUGACUCCUUUGCUGCCUUUGAAGAAGAUAUAGUCAGUGAAUCAUAGCCACCACUGGAUAGAUAGAGCAAUAAUGUGGACAUGUGUGACAUAUUGUGCUGGAACACCUCAGUGAAGCUCUGGAGCAUUUACAGAUUCAUCCUUUAUCCAGACAGGACCUGGCCAGAAAUACAGUUUUCAUAAAAAAAAAAAAAGAUUUGUGAUUUGACUUUUUUUUUGUGAAAAAUGUUUAAAUAUAGUGUCAUAAUAUGUAUUGUGUUCUAUCAGACAUAAGUUAGGUGUUUGAGGUCCAGGGACGUGGAGCAUCCAUCAAAGUGUUCAGGUUAUUGAAGUGAUUUGGCCCAGGCAGUCAGGUCACACGCACCUUCAUGUAAACACAGGACUCAUACACACUAAUCACAAAUCAGCAGAAUGUCCAGUGACGCAUCUCCAGUAGCUGCAAUCACUUCGCAGAUACCACCCUUGCGAAACUGUAUUCAUCAAACUCUCUAUGGUAAACAUGUACUCAGAACAGGCUGAAGCACUAGACAUUCCAGAAAAGUAACUUGAAAUGUCUGUCCAGUGUGAGCACUAAGGACACGUUUCCUACAGAUAUAAUAGAUCUUUAUGAUAACAGCUAGUGGACGUAGCUGAAAGCACCACAGUCUGAUUUUUACUGGUAUGUAUGAGUUCCCAUUGAUCCAAGUUUAGGGGACACAAUAGCUCUGCAGAUCGGGGACUUACUUGCUAGUAUUUGCAUGGACUCUAAACCUAAAAAGUACGAACAAACUCCUACUGCUUGCUCAGUCAGUUAUAUAUCCAUACUAGCUUACUCUCAUUCCUUCCUUCUUUCUGUCUCUGGGUGAAUCAUGUCAUAAUUGCCUGCCCCUGCAGUGCAAUACUGACAGUCACAACAUCAAGCAGAAGGGAUGAGGCUGAUUAAGUGAUUUAUUGAGAAUUGUGUCAUAACCCCCGGCAGAUGCAUUUCAUUACCAAGUAGGCAAGAUGCAGAAGGGUUACUUAAUCUCCCAGGAGUCCAGGGGAAUCCUCUUAAAAAAAGGGAGUAUCCAAAAUUUUGAGGAGUUCUAAUGGACCAUUUUAGAUUCCACCCAUUUCCCUAUUGAAAUGGGGAGAACAGGGAGUCUCAUAUUGAGACAAAUCAUGUCAUUACAACCCCACUCCGCACCCUGUGAUACUGUACCACAAAUCACAGUUUUACACAGGGGAGGCGGGCCAUUAUGACUAGGCUUACCAUAUUAUAAUUUUAAACCGGGCUACUUAUGAAUUACACAGGUUCUGUGGCUGAUUAAAACCAGGUGGAAUGCAGGCUUGAAUUAAACCAGCCACAGAACUUGUGUAAUUCAUAAGUGUCCCAAUUUAAAGGGAUUGUAUGGUAAGCCUAAUUAUGAAGUGAAUCUUGUCACCAUGCCCCCCUGCACCUGCCACUUAGACCUCCAUCCAAUAGUAGGCAAGUAUGGUUAUAUCAUAUAUCUGUAUCUAGAGUUUACAGCAUGGGAGGAUAUUUUGGAAAAGUGGUGCACAAGAAAAAAAAAAUUGCUGAUAACAAUAGCAAGCAAAUUCUGUCAUUUAUUUAACUUAUGAAAGGAAAGCAAACAUGGGCCCUCAUUCCGAGUUGUUCGCUCGUUAGUGGUUUUCGCAACGGAGCGAUUUGUCGCAAACUGUGCAUGCGCAAUGUUCGCAGUGCGUCUGUGCCAAGUAAAUUUGCCAAAAAGUUAGGUAUUUUACUCACGGCUUAACGAACACCCACUUCCUGUGAUUGACAGGAAGUGGGUGUUUCUGGGCGGAAACUGGCCGUUUUAUGGGUGUGUGCGGAAAAACGCUGCCGUUUCUGGGAAAAACGCGGGAGUGGCUGGAGAAACGGGGGAAUGUCUGGGCGAACGCUGGGUGUGUUUGUGACGUCAAACCAGGAACGAAACUGACUAAACUGAUCGCAGUGGCAGAGUAAGUGUCGAGCUACUCAGAAACUGCAAAGAAAUUUCUAUUCGCAAUUAUGCGAAUCUUUCGUUCGCAAUUCUGCAAAGCUAAGAUUCACUCCCAGUAGGCGGCGGCUUAGCGUAUGCAAAGCUGCUAAAAGCAGCUAGCGAGCGAACAACUCGGAAUGAGGGCCAUGGUUGGUUUCUAUGGGUUACAACAACAUUUUCCUGUGCACCAGAUUUUAGUAAUGUCCUCCAAUGCCUUUAGCAAAAUAAGCUUUGAACAUAUCCUGAACUGUGAUUUAGAUUAUACAGAAUCAGGAGUUAGCAGUAUGUGCCCCUAUUUUCAUUUCUUGCAUGACUUUUCUAAGAGAUUUGGCUUUUCUUGUUAUCAUGCCACAAGCGUGUGUCUCUAAUGUGUGUGCUUGCAGGGAUGCUAACAUUCUUUUUGUUUGCGGUGUGUGUGCUUCCCAUUUGUUCAUGUUCCAUUUCCUUCUUUUCUCUGUGUUCACCUAUGUGGUGUUCUUUGUGCAAUUUGGUAAAAGUAUAUGUCUGAAAUCUGUGAGUGAUUAGAUGUGUUGUUUGAUGUAGUAUGUUCACCUUGGUUGUUAGAAUUCUAUGUUUGUCCUGUCUGUGUGUAAUAUCAUACAUUCCCCUACCUUUGUGUAUAUAGUUAUGAAUUAUUCUUGCCUGCAUGUAUAUGUUGCACCUAUGGUCCGCCUUGCGUUGCAUUCACCUUAUGUCUCUGUAUAUUCUUCAUAUAUGCUAUGUGGUCCAUUCUAUUUCUAUGUCACAUACAUGUGGUACAGUACAUUGAUCUAUAUAGGAACUAACAUUUUAAAAUGAUAGGGGUGCUUGAGUAACCUCCAUUUCCCCACAUGACUGAGAAAUGGCAUUCAUAGUCAUGAACUGUGGCAGCACAAAUACCCACAGAGAUUGCACCAAUGCAUGUACCUAAUGUCUCUAUUAACAAGAAGUGUAAAGUUGUAUUUCUUUGUCACAAUUAUGUCUUUAUUUUAUUUUUUUUGUUUUAUAUGUGAUAUAUGUCUUGCUCGCUUGUUAAGAUAUAUAUAAUGUAUGUAUUUAAUCUGGAGUAUGUAAUACCUUUGGCAAAUGUCCAGCAGCUGUUUUAAUGAAAUACAUACUGGAGACCGGCAGAUAUAUAGUGACAGUCGGCAUUCCGUCAGUCAGAAUCCCAGCAGAGAGUGCCCACGUGUGCUCGCCAUGCUUUGGGCCCGGUGGCGAGCUUUGCACAGGUUAUGUUCCCACUCCGGUGGUAGCGAGAAUACCGAGCUGCGGUCAGGAUUCUGACCACUGGCAUUACACCGUCAGGAUUCCGGCAUUGGUAUCCUGAAUGCCGGGAUCCCGACAGGCGGUAUAUUAGCCACAUCACGUUUUAACUACAUACAAUAGGCCCCCUCUUUAUUUGUAUUUCUUGUGUCUCUGCUAUACUGUAUGUAUGUGUUCUUCAGUUUUAAUGUAUUCUAGCAUGUCGCUUGUGUCUAUAUGGUAAAAAUAUAUAUCCAUUGUGCUUGUUUCUACCCCUACUCUUGGUAGGCUACCUGUCCGUCAUGUCUCUGUGCUGACGCUUAUGUCCUUGGUUUAUUGUUAAACAUACAAGUCCCAUGAGUUUGCAUGAAAUUGCUUUAGUAUCUUGUUACAUGUAUGUGUCCUGUUUGUUUGCCAUGUGGUGCAUAUGAAGUGUGUUAUGCCAGAGACAGGAACCAUGCUUCCUUUGUAAUCCAUCUGUCUGUCCAUAUAUGCUGCAUAAUAAGGAACCAUCUGCUUAUAUGAGAUCAGUCAUCAAGAAAAUGAUUAUAAUAAAAUGCAUAACAUGCUGAAAGAUGGCUUCUCCAUCUAGAAAUACUCUAGGUACUGUAUUAUAGGUCUGCCCAUGUGGGCCUUGAUACAUUUUUGUCUCUUGUAAACUAAUGCAUGUCCUAUGCAUGAAUGCUAGGCAUGGCAUAGGGAUAGGGCUUAUUUUGUGUAUUAGGUGGGACUCUGGGAGUUGUCUGUGCCCUUGUAUAAUAAGAAGGGGUCAUUUAGUGAACUAUAUAUCUAUAUACUGUUUUCUAGGAAGCGAUGGGAGGCUAGUCUGUGCUUUAGGGGGUCAGUAUAUGUUCUUUACUAUUCUUAAAAUUUAUCACACAUUGGAACUUACUGUUUUAGAUGUUUGUGUUUUCUAAACGCUGCACAUUAUGCAAUUUUACCUCAUCCUAUUUUCCUUUUCUAGUUAGCCAAAUUAAAUUGCAGGUAAUAUGCUUCUGACAAAGUUUUGGUUUGUUAAACUGUAAAUUAAGUCUAUUUGUGUUUUCUUUCUAAGCCCAAAUCCUUAACCUGUCUGUGGCUGACAUACACUAACCAAAUUCACUCUGGCCUGAGGUGUCAUGGGGCUAUUGACAAGCUAUAAUGUUCCUCCUCAUGUAAAUCUGUGUAAAUGAUUAUUUUAUAAAUAACUGAAAAUAGUUUUUGCCUAAAAUGAAGAAUAAAGCAAAGUUGGGGUGUAGUUGU